Molecule: messenger RNA, 2101 nt
Organism: Entelurus aequoreus (snake pipefish)
Lineage: Eukaryota; Metazoa; Chordata; Actinopteri; Syngnathiformes; Syngnathidae
Exons: 8
Coding region: 145-1266 (373 amino acids)
Source: RefSeq, a predicted model, not a curated record
GGCCCAACCCAAACCCACCACCACUACAUUCCCUUGUCCACAUUGCCCCAGAAUAAUCGGGUCCAGAAUCGGCCUCUACGCCCACCUGAAGACCCACAAGGACCAGGAAGGAGGACAGUCAUACUCGACCACGAGUGACCGCCGAUGAUGAUGAUGUUGGACCACCUCGGGAGGAAGACUUCCCCACAAUGUCGUCACAUUGCUUCCGCUGUCAAAAGUUUUCCACAUGACGUUGAUGAAUCACCACCACAGAUCAAGCCUGCAGCACCAGGAAUCAUCCGCCCUCGCCCACACUGCACCAUGGACUGGUGGGAUGUGGUCUACAGCCCACUCUGGAUGGUGUCCACGGUCCUGCUGGCUCUGGUGGUGCGUCUGCAGCGGAGAGGGUGCUGGGACCCGCGCUCCUGCCCCACGCAGCUCCGUGGGAAGACCGCAAUGGUGACUGGAGCCAAUUCAGGUAUCGGAAAGUCAAUCGCCAUGGACUUUGCUCGCCGUGGCGCCCGUGUCCUCCUGGCCUGUCGAAGUGUGUCACGGGGGGCGGCGGCGGCUGAAGAAAUCAAAGCAAAAACCGGCAACUCUGACGUCCACGUGCGCCAGGUGGAUCUUUCCUCCCUGGACUCUGUCGGGGAUUUAGCGGAGAAGAUUUUGAAGGAGGAGAAAGCGCUUCACAUCCUGGUCAACAAUGCUGCAGUGUCAGGUUUACCCCAGCAGAUUACCCACGACGGAUUUGAUGUUUCUUUUGCAACCAAUCAUUUGGGACCCUUCCUUCUCACCAACCUUCUGACUGACCUGAUGAAGACUUCCACUCCAGCACGGAUUGUCACCCUCAGCUCUGUCAACCACAAAAAGGGUGAAGUGGACUUCUCUCAUUUUCAUGGGGAGAAUUUGACUCACCGUUUGGAUCGUGUUUACAACCACACUAAGCUGCACAACAUCAUCUGCACUAAUGAGUUAGCACGCAGGCUGCAGGGAACAGGUGUCACCGCCAACUCGGUCCACCCUGGUGUUGUCAUGACGGGAAUGAUGAGACACUAUCCCUUUAGGAUUCGUUGUAUCUUCAACCUCAUUGGACAGCUCUUCUUCAAGUCCGCGGAGGAGGGAGCAGUGAGCGCCAUCUACUGCGCCGUGUCGGAGGAAGCAGAAGGCGUAACUGGGAAGUACUUUGACAGCGACUGUUCCCUGGUCCUCCCCGCCCCCUUAGCUCGGGACCCGGCCCUCGCUGCCAAGGACUUUGACAUCUGCCAGAGACUGACCUCCAGGUUGUGAUGAAAGCCCUCUUGAUAACAGGAAGGAGUCAAAGUCUGUGUUCUUUAUUCCUUCUCUGACAUCUCAUCACAACAAAUCCGUUGUAAAAAAGAAAAUAUUUGAUAUACUUUUGUGUACUUUUCUUAUUCAAAUGUCUUAAAAACGGAAUGGAAUUUAAAAAUGUUCUAUGAACGAUAAAACCCUGAAUAUUGAGAACAUAUGAACGACAUAUUUUACAAUCAAGCCACACCCACACUGCUUGGUGCCUCGUCUGACCUGCUGUGACGUAGAUUACCAUAGUAACUAGUAGGGUUGUACUAUAGUACCGCGAUACUAAUGAAUCAUUCGGUACCAUACCGCCUCUGAAAAGUACCGGUCCGCCGCACACUAAGAUUUUUUGUUAAAAUAAAGCCAAUAAUGCCAUUUUUUCUGGUCCCCUUUAUUUAGAAAAGUACCGAAAAGUAUCUAAAUAAUAUUGGUAUCAGGACAACACUAGUCACUAAAAUAUCAUGCAAAAGCACAGAUUCCAAGCAUUGAAAUACUUAGUAUAGUUGAAGACUUAAGGUCAUUAGAAAAGAUGAGUGCACAUCAUAAUGGCAGCUACACUUUACAUUUUAAAGAUCUAAAAAAAUAUUUUGGAUUGAAAAGCUUAACGUGCCUCAUGUGGCCCCCGGGCCUUCAUUUGGGGGUGAGUAGUUCUUUGAGGUAGAGGGGGGGCAUUUCCAUGGAGGCACUGGUGGGUUAGUAGGGAGACUUUGAAUUCAAUCCUGAGUGGAACAGGAAGCCAGUGAAGGGAUUUGAGAGUUUGUGUGAUAUGGUCAUAUUUCUGCACUGUCAUCAGGAUCCUAGCAGCACU